Plectropomus leopardus (leopard coralgrouper) is the source of this 1791-nucleotide messenger RNA. RefSeq names its product kelch-like protein 10. Gene Ontology annotation, molecular function: protein binding. The record is from RefSeq and is a predicted model, not a curated record. NCBI's taxonomy places the organism in Eukaryota, Metazoa, Chordata, Actinopteri, Perciformes, Serranidae.
AUGAAUGACCAUCACGAAUCCUUACACCAGCUGAGCUUAGUGUUAAAUGAUCUCCGUCUGGAGGGAGAGUUUUGUGACGCAGUCAUCAAAGUCCGGGACAUCAAAUUUCAAGUCCAUAAGAUCGUCCUCUGUCGAUGCAGCCCUUACUUCAUAGCUCUCUUCAAACGCUGGCUACCUCCAGACGAACAGAUCGUUGACAUACCCGGCUUGUCUCCUGACACAAUGAAGCUCAUCAUUGAGUUUGCAUACACCGGCUCUGUUUCUGUGACCGAGGACAACGUACAGGAGCUGCUGCUUGCUGCUGAUCAGUUCAACAUAAUGCACAUUGUGCAAAUUUGCUGCAACUUCCUGGGAGAGCGUCUUUGCCCUGAGAACUGCAUUGGCAUCUUUCAGCUCACCAACUUCAUCUUCCACUUAGAACUGCGGCACAAGGCCUACGGGUACAUCAUUGCUCACUUUGAGGAGGUUGUUGUUUGCACUGAGGAGUUCCCGCAGCUCUCUGUGCAGGAACUCAUUGACAUCCUUCAACCUGACGACCUCAAUGUGAGAUCAGAGAGCACUGUGUAUGAGGCCAUCCUGCACUGGAUCUCCUACAAACCUGAGGAGAGACACAGAUACAUAGCUGAACUCCUAUCUAAGGUCCGAUUGGCCUUGUUGAAUCUGGACGAUCUGAUGAUCAAUGUGAUGUCCAGUGAGCUGGUGAUAAACAACUAUGAGUGCCAGCUGAUGAUCAAAGAAGCCCAUGACAUCGUAUGUCACAUCAGGACAAACACGACCCGUCUAAAUCGUUUCAGCUGCCACCGCCUCGCCCGGCCUCGCCUGCCUAAUGCCAUCCUGUUGGCUGUUGGCGGCUGGAGAGCUGACGAGGCCGCCAACGACAUUGAGGCAUAUGAUAUCCGCACUGACAACUGGAUGUACAUGAAAGACCACCAAGAGCAUCCUCGUGCCUAUCACGGCACCGCCAUCCUCCAUGGGGAUCUCUACUGUGUUGGCGGCUUUGACAGGGUGAAUUAUUUCAACAGCGUGUGUAAAUUUAACCUGAGCUCACACACCUGGCAUGAGGUGGCAUCCAUGUACUGCCGCCGCUGCUAUGUGAGCGUCACCGUGCUGAACGGGUGCAUCUAUGCCAUGGGAGGUUAUGAUGGGCAUAUACGAUUCCGCUCUGCAGAGCGCUACAGGCCCAAGACCAACCAGUGGAGUCUGAUCGCACCCAUGCACGAGGUCAGGAGCGACGCCAGCUGCACAACACUCCACAACAAGGUUUACAUCUGUGGUGGUUUCAAUGGAAACCGAUGCCUGCAAACAGCUGAAUAUUACAUCCCAGAGACAGACCAGUGGACAAUGAUCAGCUUUAUGAGCUCCCGGCGCAGUGGGCUUGGCGUCAUGGCAUAUGCAGGCCAUGUUUUUGCAGUUGGUGGCUUUGAUGGUAUUGCCCGUCUGCAGAGCGCUGAGGCGUACAACCCCUGGACCAACACCUGGCAGAAUGCGGCCUCCAUGUUGACCCCCCGCAGCAACUUUGGCAUAGAAGUCCUUGACAAUCUGCUGUUUGUUGUCGGGGGCUUCGAUGGGCACUCCACCUGCUGUAAUGUUGAGUAUUACAACGCAACAACUGAUGAGUGGCAUCAGGCCUGUCACAUGGACGUUUCCCGCAGCGCCGUCAGCUGCUGCGUGGUGUCCAGACUCCCCAACAUGGAUGACUAUGUUUUCCCUCGAGACCUGCUGCGUUUGCAUUUCGGGGAUGAGGAUGAGGACAAGUCUGAUGGGUAUUUUAACUCAGACAACUUGUUCUAA